This is a messenger RNA of Aspergillus calidoustus, 1323 nucleotides long. The record is from the annotation of a GenBank genome assembly. NCBI's taxonomy places the organism in Eukaryota, Fungi, Ascomycota, Eurotiomycetes, Eurotiales, Aspergillaceae.
AUGGAAUCCCCCGCCAUCUUCACCCCGCUUGAUCCGAAAGAACAGCCGAUUCUGGAAUCCGUACUUCGACUUCGGGAUGCGCUCCUUUUAUUAAAGCAGGACAAAUCGUCCUAUAUUCGAUCCCGCGAUGUUCUUCCGCUCUAUGAAGAAGUGAUUGCAGAGGUGGAAAAGCUCAAUACUUUUCGGAAAGAAAAGGAUCGUCGUCUCGCACAUAACCGAUUGGACUACGUUCUAGACGACUGCUUUCAACUUAUCUCGCUGCUAUUUUUGACUGUUGGGAGGAACAACGAGGCUCCGGCAGUAUACUCUCUCGCAGCGACAGUACAGCGACUCCUCGACCACUUAGAAGAAGCUGGAUUCUACAGUACCAAAGACCUUAGCUCGAUCACAAAGACGCUUGCGGAUAUGCAUGAGACAUUAGACCGCGGUCGGGACACCUACUCACCAGCCCUGUUGACACUCUUGGAAAGCCGUCUGGAUAAAUGCAAGAUCAAGUUGGAGAAACUGCAGAGCGGGCUUGCCAAAUUAAGCCCUGAACUUGCUUCAACGCACGAAACGCUGGUAUCAAUCCUCCGGUCAACCUCGGCCGUAAACACUCGCUCCAAGUUCUCUGCUUCGGAGGUCAAUGGGCUUCGAGAGCAAUUGAAAAAGAUAGAAGAUACAACAAAGGACGGCACCUUUGUGGACGCAAGCGGCAACCCAUUACCAAACCAGGAAGACGUCAAAAUGCUGCUGCAUCGUUGUUGGCGCUGGAGUGACAUAGUCCUAGAACGCGAGGGUAAGAUUGAUGAGCGGUUUCAAGAGCAGUAUGAGCAAUUACUCGAUAUCCGCAAUCAGCUAGAUAGACUCUCGGUCACGCAAGCUUGGUCUCUCCGCGAGACGGACCUGUUCGUAUACCAGCGCAAGCUCGAUCGGAUUGACGAAUCUAGAGUCAACGGCAACUUUGUCGAUUUCGAGGGAAAACCAGCAGAUCUUCAUGCGCAGCGGACUCUUCUCUAUCUCAUUAGAAGGAGUUAUGCAUAUGUGUAUGCCCUCCUUAUUUCAUCGGAGCCAGUCUCGGAGGCACUUCUCCCAGUGUACAACCAACUCCAGACGCUACGCCGUUGCUUGUUUGAAGUCAAAGAGUCCGGCGGCGUGUCCAGCCCGCGAGAACUCUACCCUUACAGUAUGAAGCUCAACUCAAUCGACAAUAUGCGCGUCGACGGCAAAUUCUAUGUCGGCAACGAUAUCCCAGAGGGACAAGGCGGCGUAAACGCCUUGCUAGCGGAAUGCUACGAUCUCGUUUGGGAGCUGCGAGCGGCUGUAGCAGAGGACAAGGAGUAG